This is a messenger RNA of Esox lucius (northern pike), 1215 nucleotides long. Its product is annotated as zinc finger protein 697-like. The transcript has 2 exons. Lineage: Eukaryota; Metazoa; Chordata; Actinopteri; Esociformes; Esocidae. Bases 95 to 1072 code for a protein of 325 amino acids. The record is from RefSeq and is a predicted model, not a curated record. Gene Ontology annotation, biological process: regulation of transcription by RNA polymerase II. Gene Ontology annotation, molecular function: DNA-binding transcription factor activity; RNA polymerase II cis-regulatory region sequence-specific DNA binding.
AUCCGCUAUUUCAGCUAGCUUCUAAUUCUUAGAAGACGGCUAGCUGUAUCGCUCGUGUUUUGUUUACCUUUGUGCCUGCUGAUUUUGUCCUAAAAUGACUAAAUUACAGUUACUAAACUCACUUUUGAUCAAACAGUUGGAAGUAACUGUUCAAGAGGUAAUGCGGAUGGUCAAUGACACGGUGGCAGAGUAUAUAGAGGAGACUGCGCGAGCCAAGUGUGAGAAUGCAAGGUUAAGGAAGAAGCUUCGAGAAAUUACGUUGGUUGCCGCACCAGAAGCCACCAGCAACCCUUUUUCCAUCUAUGAUGUUGAGGAUGAGCAGGGUGAGUCUUUUCAGUCUCUGGUCCAGAAUCGGGUUGUGGACGGAGAUGCCCAGCCAAAGGAGAGCCAGGAGCAGAACCCAGAGCCUGGGCUAGACAUAGAGGUAAAGACAGUUUUCCCGAAUCAUCAGAAACUGGGGCAGGAGUUAGAGAUCAAAAUGGAGACUCACAGGCUCAUCGUCCAGCCAAAAAAGGAACCUGUCGCUGAAUCUGAAGCUGUUGACUCUUACCAUGUUAGCAAUAGCGACAUCUUGCCCGGUGCAGCCUUUAACACUGCACCCCCCGUACACCAGGUUCUCUUGGCUGGAAUGGAUGUGGAGUGUAGUUUCCCAGCAGUUGAGGUAGAGAUGGGCAUUGGUGACACGCAGAUCAACACACAGAUUGCCAGGGGAGGCAAACAUGGCCGCGUCUCCUGUCGAGGCAAGCAGUCUGCACAUUCCUUUGCUGCCCAGGCCCAAAAGGGCAUACAUUGUAGUAGAAACAGGACAUACCUCUGUGGCUGGUGCGGCAAGGCUUUCUACAACAGGCAAGACCUGGAGCGGCAUGAACGGGUCCACACUGGGGCGAAACCAUUCCAGUGCUCCUUCUGUGAAAAGAGCUUCUCGCUAUUUUGUAACAUGAAGAGACAUGAGCGACUGCACACUGGUGAGAGACCAUUUUGUUGCCCUGAGUGUGAGAAGACAUUUGCUGACCAGAGCUCGCUCCGGAACCAUAUGAGUUCUCACGUGAGAUAUCGAGAGUUAACUUCAUGAAGUAGCUGAGAUCUGGACAGGGCUACACUUCAAGCAGAUCAUGUACAUACACUACCGUUCAAAAGUUUUGGGUCACUUAGAAAUGUCCUUGUUUUUGAAAGAAAAGCAAAUUUUUUGUCCAUUAAAAUAACAUCAGAAAUACA